AUGGGCUGCAUGCAGCACUGGCCCCUAGGGCCUGCAAUUUUCUGCGAUCCGGCUACCCGCCCUGAAAUUCCAGCAUCUAUUUGUUGUCUCAACGACUAUAAAACAACGCAUGCAACAGCGGGAGGGGCGGUUCUUCGUGUAGGUCGCUCGCACAUGCAGCUUGCCACUGUGUUUCGACAAUGCAGUGCCGUCCGAAGAGGACCUGGUGCUGCAACAGAGCCGUCGGCUGUCCUACCUAGUUGGACGCUGCUGCCUUUGGCUGCUCACACGCCUCUGCAACAGCGCUGCCUUGGAGGUGACUGUUGCGAGAGCGACGCUUCCAGGCGGAGAGCAUCGCCGUGGGAGCGCCGUCUUUUGCGUGGAUUCUCCGUAGCAUGCAGACCAGCAGAAGACGCGAAAGGGGCUGCAAGCAGGUCGAGGUCGACUGGUGCGCCUCAGGGUGCUGCAGACGCUGCGACGCAGUGUAUCUCCAGCGGGCAGCAUACUCCGCUUGCAGCCGCUGCACAGCGAGCGGCGUUCAAGGUACCUGCUGCAGCAGCUGCUGCUUCUCAGACGAUUUCGCAGUUGCGGCGGCAGCAUCCAGCUGCAUUUGCUGCCGUGGCAGCUGCGUGCGCUGGAGGAAAGGCUGACCUGCGUCUCUUACAGGAUCCGUUGUGGCUGGCAGCGCUCGGCAUUGGAUGUGUCUCGCGACAUGUCUCGCAACACAGCAGCUCCCCAGAAAGCGUUCCCUGUGUAAACGUGGCCUGGACUGCGGAUGCAUCGGAGGGGGAGAACGAGGAGGCAGAGGACGGUGCCGUUGCUGCUGCAUGCAUGGCAGCGGCAGCAGUAGCGGGGGAGCAGCGUCCCUUGCUGCGUCUGCAUGCUGCUGCGCUUCUCGGCGAGGCAGCAGCGCUGCUGCAUGCGCUUGGAAGGGCGUUGGGGUCCUCUCUGGAUGCUGCUCCGUCAGAAGGAGCUCCUUGUUCAGCAGCCGCUGGAGGACGGCCAGCACCUUGCACUGCAUCCGCAGCAGUCUUUGCAGGAGAACGCGCGGAAGCGGCUGCACUUGCCGCGGCAGCAGAGGAUGCAGGCAAUGGGCUGGACUUUUGGCAGCUUCGCAUGCAAGUUCUCCCUUUCAGUCUGAGCUUGUUGACGCUUCGCGCUAAGGGGGCUGCACCCUGGAGGGCACAGCCAUGCAGCGGUUUGUCUGGCGUGCAUGCAACGCAAGUUCAGCAGCCACUUGCUGCUGCUGCUGCUGCUGAGGACGCACUGCUGCUGCAGCAGCAGCUGCAGUCGGCGUUGCGUCUUGUUGCUAAAGUGGCGACCUUUCUGCCGCAGCACAUGCAUCCGAUUCAGCUCCGCUGCCUUCAAGCGCUGCAGCAAGCCGAGCAGCUGACGGCCUUUGUCGCCCUCCAAGGCUGCAUGCAAACCAACAAGGCUGUCUCCUCGGCAGCCGUUGCAACGGAGUCGGAAGCAACUUUAUCGGAUUCUCGGCUGCCUGCAGCUGCGCCUCUCCUGCAGACAAGGCCUCUUCCCGUGAGGCUGGGGGAAAACGCAGUUGCGCAGCGCGUGCUUGGCGAAGCAGACGAUCGAACCGUCCUGGAAGCUACAAGUCCUGUUGCCGAUGUUGUGAGUAGUGCUGCUGCUGGUGUGUUUUUCUGUGCUGUAGGAGUCAACGAUGCCGGGGAAUGGCUGUCUCAAGACUGGUAUCAGCCGCAGCAGCAGCAGUCCUUGCAGGAGCUAAUGAAACGCAUGCUGCUGCCUCAAGACUCCUCCCGCAGUAGUACGUGGUCUUGGACCCUGCAAGGCAGCCGACGCAGGGGGGAGGCUUCCAAGGCAGCGCUUUCCCGUGGAAUCUUUCUUCCAACGGUGUCUGCCUCUUGGCGAAACGCUGCCGAGACACCUUUCGUUGCCACUGCGUCUGCAGAAGCAGCAAUGGACAGGCACUUCCUGCUGCUGCUGCAACAUGCUGCAGUUAAGCUACACAGCCUCCUUACGGCCAGAGUGGGGCCUGCGUUGGCGGUCCGCUGA
Messenger RNA from Cyclospora cayetanensis, 2007 nucleotides. RefSeq lists its product as uncharacterized. The record is from RefSeq and is a predicted model, not a curated record. NCBI's taxonomy places the organism in Eukaryota, Apicomplexa, Conoidasida, Eucoccidiorida, Eimeriidae. The transcript has 3 exons. Bases 1 to 2007 code for a protein of 668 amino acids.